AUCGAGCCUUUUACUGGGUUUAACAAGAGAAAUGACAUAAACCCUUUUCAUGGCUGCUUCUGCAACCUAAAAAUGGCUUCUUCAAUCUCUCUUCUUCUCAUCAAACGCAUCUCUCACUUCCACAUAAACCCUAAAAGCCGCCGACUUUUCCAACCAUUUCUCACAAAAUCACUCUCUACUUCUCCACAAAGCAACACUGAUUCAACCCUUGAACCUAACCACAAACCUUCUUCUCUCUCUUCUCGUCUUAGCUUCGUUUUCGAUCAAAUUGAUGCUAUUGAGAAACGUCACUCUGAGAAAGACGAAACCCUUGAGCGUAUUCGUGCUUGGCGUCAAUCUAAACAAACCCAUCAGUCAAAAAUACCAUCUUCUGCUCCACAACAACAAGAUCCGGAUCCUAAAGAAGUUGAAUCCGUAGUGUCUAAUGAGGAAUUGGAUUCUUGUGUUGUGGUCGAGUCGAGUCAGAUUGAUUCUGGUGAGUUGAGUAAGGAGAAGGGUGUGGUUGAGUUGGUGCAUCCAUGGCCGGAGUGGAUGGAGUUGAUGGAGAGAUUGUUGAAGCAGAAUUACUUUGAUCAUAGGAGAGAAAGAGAUGAUGAUGAGAUGGUGAAUAGUUUGGGGAUUGAUGUGUCUAAUGUUGGAUUAGGUGAAGAAGAGAAUCUUGGAGUUGCUUUGUUUCAGGAUUUUAGAGCUGUUCAAAAUGCUUGUAUCAAUUUCGGAAAAGACCGGUUCGAUAUUCUAAGGUCAUUGUCGAGAAAUGACAUUCAAAUCCUAGUGGGUCAUGGAUGCCCUGCAACUGAUAGAAAGGUGGUCUUCUCUGGAAAACUACUGAGGAAGCGUGUCCAUCUCGAUGAAGGAGAUGUCUGCAGUUCCUGCAGCUUGAGGAACUCAUGCGAAAAGGCGUUUUUGCUGACAAACAAAGAGGAUGAGGCUCGAACCAUUGACCUGAUGCGCAUUUUGUUCACCUAUGGUUUUGACCCAUUGAAUGAUACAGUGGCCAACAAAAAUCUCCUGAAGAAAAAGUCUGUUAAGACUGUGGUGCGUAAACUGCUGCAUGAGAUUGUCAAAUUAAGCGCUGUACCAAUAGAUCCUAAUCUUACUCCACCAGUUAUCAAGAGAGCGCCCCCUAAAGUCAAGCAGCCACCGCCACCUCCUAAACGACGUGUUGGCCGUGAUGACGUUGAGAUGAAGAAAGGAGAUUGGCUGUGCCCAAAGUGCGAUUUCAUGAACUUCGCAAAGAACACGAUUUGCUUACAGUGUGAUGCAAAGAGGCCAAAGAGACAGCUCCUUCCAGGAGAAUGGGAAUGCCCUGAAUGCAACUUCUUAAACUAUAGGAGAAACAUGGCAUGUUUUCAUUGUGAUUGCAAGCGUCCAGCGGAUGCUAUCCUAGAGAACAAAACACAAGAUACCCAUCGCUUCACUGAAGCACAAACAGACAGGGUUGUGAAGCGGGAUGAUGUUUCCAAUGCAUGGAACUUUGAUUUUGAUGACGAUGAAUCAGAUGGAGCAGAAGUUGCUGCGUUUGAAUAUGCGGAUUCCAGUAAAAAGAAUGAAAACCUUCUCCGGGAGGGUUUGAGAGAUCCUGAAGAAGAAUUUGGUAAUCUUCCUCCAGGAGCCCGAGAAAGUUCUGAGUUUGGCAGAAGCAGAAGACCUGGAGUUGGGUUUGAUGAUUUUGACGAUGAGGAUGACAUUGAUAGCUAUGAAAUAGACGAAUCUGGAGAGAGAGAGGUCCCAGUGGAAGGAGCCCGAUCUUCUUUUGCUUCUGACGAGUUCUCAGAGGAUGAAAAGUUUCCGGAAUCAAAGGCUGGUUUUAAUGCACACAGAGGAGGAAGUUCAAACCUUCACAACAGUAGGAAGAAGCAUGGAAACAGUAAGGGAGGUUUCUCUAGGGAUGAUGAGCUCAGUUUCAGUUCAGAUGAUGAGGUUUCUGCCAAUCCCAGAUGGAAAUCAAGCCAUGUUGCUUCUACCCAGAGAGGUCCACCUUCGAGAAAACUUACUUUUGGGUCGGACGAAGAAUUUGGGCUCGAUUCUGAUCUGGAGGACGAUAGUCCAAGGUCCAGUUUGAGGCGUGGAGAAAGAAACAACGGUGCUAGAGGGUUCAAGGGAAAACGAAGCUCCUACUCAGCUUCAGAAUCUGAUGAUGACAUGGAUGAUCAAAAGUACAGAGGGUCAAGUUUCUCAGGUAAUAGAUCGAGAGGAAGCAGAGGAAGAAUGAGAGGCGGGGGACGGGGUGGUUUCAAUGAUAAUUUUGCCUCUGAUAGCUACAGGGGAUCAAGUGGCUCCUCGGCUAAUAGAUCAAGAGGGAGAGGAGGAAGAACAGGAAGCAGAAGGAGUAGUUUUGAUAGUGACGAUGAAGAUUACAGAGGGUCAAGUUCCUCAGCCAGUAGAUCAAGAGGGAACAGAGAAGAUAGUGGCGGGUUUGGGGGAAGAAUGGGAAGCAGAAGAGGCGGUUUUGAUGAGUUUGAUAGAAAGAGCAGCCGAGGACGCGGCUCAGGUAGUUUCAGGGGAUCAAACAGAGGAGGAAGAGGAGGAGGAAACCGGCAUGGGCAUAGUGAUGGUAAAGACACAGACGUUGGAGAUUUCAGAAACAGUCGAAGAGUUAUCGAGAGAUAGAGAUGUAAACUGAUAUCAUCAGAUAUUAUUUUAUACUUUUAUUUGUGAGAGAUCCAUUGUUGAAUAGAAUGUUAUAUCCAGUAUCCAAUUGGCUAUAGUGCAUUAGUUCACUCAUAAUAUCAUUUUCUGUUAUUACUU
This is a messenger RNA of Arabidopsis lyrata subsp. lyrata, 2748 nucleotides long. RefSeq lists its product as uncharacterized. Bases 73 to 2610 code for a protein of 845 amino acids. Gene Ontology annotation, molecular function: mRNA binding. The record is from RefSeq and is a predicted model, not a curated record. NCBI's taxonomy places the organism in Eukaryota, Viridiplantae, Streptophyta, Magnoliopsida, Brassicales, Brassicaceae. Gene Ontology annotation, cellular component: cytoplasm. The transcript has 5 exons.